Molecule: messenger RNA, 3264 nt
Organism: Pochonia chlamydosporia 170
Lineage: Eukaryota; Fungi; Ascomycota; Sordariomycetes; Hypocreales; Clavicipitaceae
Exons: 1
Coding region: 1-3264 (1087 amino acids)
Source: RefSeq, a predicted model, not a curated record
AUGAGCGGUACAAGCAGUCGAGCUGGUGAAAGACGACGACGGCGAAGUGGAGAAGCUGGUCGUCAAGACAAGCUCAAAGGCAGGGGUGGGGGCCAAGAGCGAUGCAGAUCAGGGAACAGGGCUGAUGACGAUGCCAGAAUCAAUGAUGAUUGCGGCAGUAAUAUCAAUCGCCAGACAACGGAGACGGAAACAAGGAGGAGCAGCAGGCAAAGGACGAAGCGUGCAUUGGGCAUCACCAAACGCAAAGCCAAAGGUCAAAAUCGAGCUGCACGAGAAUCAGCCUUGACUCAGACCCAGGCUCAGGCACGACGACAAGCAAACGCCCAAGUGACCAGAAGUUGCAGGCAAAGAAUUACGACCACGAGCUGCCCAAGCCGACCUGGGGAGAGCAGAGGAACAAGAAAUGCAGAUGCAUUUUCACCUACCGCCACUGUCGUCUCCGCAGACAAGGAUGGACAAGCCCCUUUGUCGUGUGCUGGUCUUGGUGCUCAUUCGACUGUCGCCAUGUGCCACGACAGCAACACGGGCGAUGCAUCACCAGAGCAAUCUGGCGCGCAAGGCGAUGAUGCAUGUCUGGUCGAGCAUGUCACUGCGCCGCAGAUUUGGUAUGCGACUACAGGUGCUGACGCAGAGGCUGACACAGAAGGAGAAGCAGAAGCCGGUGAAGAUGACGGCGCUGACAUAGCUGGAGACGGGACUGGAGACGAAGAAGCUUCCGCGGGCAGCCACCAGCCGACAACGAGGAGUUAUCGUGAAGGCAGUUCAGACAGUUCGCCGGCGGGAGGAGAUGCAGCGGAGAGGGAUCAACAUAGCAGCUCACAGACAAGAGUUGGGGUCCCAGUGGUUAGCAAAGAAAGUGGCGCAGCGUUACUUGACGUGGACAGAGAAGGAAGUUAUCGUGGCGUCCAGAAAGCCAAACCUAAGUCAGACUUGCAUGCUGCCCUGAACCCCUUAGACCACAAGAAAGCCGGUGGGCGUCGAAGCAAUGGGCAUGCAAAGCCGGCUUUGCGACAGAGCAAGGACAGGGCUGACCAGAAGUUGGCUGUUGGAUUGGCCACGGCAGCAAGGGCAGCUGAAGUCGAUAUGCAGCCGAAGCAGAAGCAGAAGCAGACACAGACGCGGGCGCAGAAACCGGAGCCAGGUGAGGCAAGGCAACGAAUACCAGCCGAACGGGCUUCACGAGGCGGUGAUGGCGUAGAUGCGGCAGGAGAUGCGGCUGGAGGAGGAAAAGAAGCUGGAAGAGAUGGACCAGAAACAAAAACGAGUGGACUUGAUGCAGCCCAGAGCAAGGAUGAUGCUGGGCUGAUGCUGCAGCUAAAUGGCAGGGACAAUGAUUCUGGAUGUCGCUGGGAGGAGGAGAAGGCAUCCAGAUGUCUGCAUGGAAGCACAUGUAGAAGCGGUGCACCCUACUCACAUGCCCAAGUGCAUGCACAAUGCACGCCGACAGACAUGGGCACGGACAUGGACACAGACAUGGAGAUAAUGAUGGGGAUUGGGACGGAGAUGGACAUGGAGAGAGAGAGAGAAAAGGCGCCAAAAGUCGACGCCAUUCGGCACCCUCGAGCCUGGACCCGUUGUGAUUCUCAAUCCAUGGACCCUGAGUCAUCCUCGAGAUGUGAUUGGACGAAGUCUUUGCGGAACGACCAUUCCGGUCAAUUGCAUGUCACACCCCGGGCCUCUGCAUCGGUUAACGCUUUGGUGGGCCAUGUUUCUGCCUCCAAGUCUCAAGCUGACUCUUCCCUGUCAGUCUCAACGACUUGCCAGGGCGCGUGUGGCGCUGAGCUUCGGAUAAUCCAACGAGCAAUUGACGCCGAGACAAGCGCCGCUGUUCACAUUCACAUGCAGGGUCCUAGGCUGGACCCUGAUAGUGAUGGUGAUGCCAGUGCUGGUGCUGGUGUUGGUGCUGAUACUGAUUCUGAUACUGAUGCUACAUGUACUUGUACAACUACGAGAACUCAAUCUCAACAACCACUUCCACAUCCACAAUCACCACCACCACCACAACUUCCCCAACUUCCACCACCUGUGCCAUCACCACUACCACAGCCAGACCAUCAACCGGACUCCAUUCGUCACCCCUCAGCCCCUCCAGCCGUUCCGAGCCAAGAUCCGCCACAGAGCCUCCAACCACAACUCCAACUUCAACCCGAUCCGACUCCGGCACCACCACUCAGGUCGGGAUUAAACCCGACAACGACUGGAUUGCCAUCACAGGCAUUUCCACAGCCGUCGUCAUCAUCACCUAAAGCACCAUCACCAUCACCAUCAUCACACAAUGCAUGUCGCGGCAGCUCCCCUACCCAACCCCAUAGCUCUGGCGACUGCAGAGACGCGUUGGCAGCCACUGCAGAACAUGAACCAAAUUGGCCUGUACCUUCUCCAGGACUCGCCACCAACAGGUUGAGAAGUGCAACCCCAAGCCCACGUACGAUUCAAGACCAUCAGCGAAGCGAAGCCAGUGCCGUCACAGAACGCACUACGGCGAAUGAGGAAACCACAUUCCUGGGACAUCCAAGCCGUUGUGCCACAUCCCAGAGCCCUGGUAACGCAGCUUCUGCCCCAGUGUCGACCACAAACCCACCAGUCUCAGCCCCUUCACCAGCAACAUCUGUGUCCGAAGCGCCCACCAGCCAGCCACCAGCUGUACAGAAGCACAAUUCUCCAUUGGAACAAUCGGGUGCAUUGUUGCCCCGUGGUUCGGGUGACCAUGAACUUCCUAAAACGCAAGGCCCUUCCCCAGGGCCGCAGCCACAGCCACAACCCAUGAUUGACGAAUUCCCCGAACAAUUGGUGUUGGAUGGCGUCAGUGCUACGAUAAAGCUCGAGAAAUUUGAUAAGCGUGGAUUCAUGGACAUCUACACCGCAUUUGUACCGGUCAUCCCCUGGUAUGAUUACAACCCAGAGGACAAUGACAAUCCAAACGGCCACGCCAAACCAAAGUUUGAGUGGCUACCUGAUGAUGAUGAUGAAGAUGAUGAUGAUGAUGAACAGAACAAGAAACAAAAGAGGGAAAAGAAGAGGGAGCAGAAGAUGAAAUUUACCCAGGUUGUAUUUGCACAGUAUCAAUUGUUUUCUACCAGUAAGGAGAGACUCUCUCAAAAACGCUUUGACGAACUGAUAUCGUUAAUGGGAGAGUGGAUGGCCACAACGUUCAGCUAUCUGGACAUGUCCAACGGAAUAUACUGGGACGAGGACAAGGAGGAGUGGAUGUCUCUUCCUGAAGGUCAACGGUGGCCUGGUCCAGACGCACAAGGGACCUUGUGA